ACUGGGCAGUUAAAAAUGUCGAAUGCUGUUGAAGUCAGUGGUAUUACUGGUUUUCAACCAAGCGAAUCAGCAGUUGGCAAUGAAGCUGAAAAAUUACAAGCAAUUAUUAUGAACCAUGUUGACAGUGUGCAGAUGCGCGAAAUGUUUUGGAAUAUUAGCCGAAACGUGGAUAUGGAAGAAGUAACUUGCAAUGAAGCGAUAAAGUUGUUAAAAACAAUGACUGAUGAAGAAAAAACGCAAUGUUGCAAAUCGGCUUUGAAUUUGUUGUCAAAUAAAGAUGAUCCACGUUACGUACACAUUGAAAGAAUGCUUUCCGCAAUUUUUAUCGCUGCUUGUAAUGCUGGGACACUAUCUCUAUCAGAAUGUUGUGAAUUACUUAUCUUGAACACAAAUUUUACUUUGUCAACGCCAUUAGACACUCAGAAGUUCGAAUAUAUGCAAAAAAAUUUGCAUCUUAUUGAUUAUAAAGGAUUGAGAAAUCUAUUAAAAUUACUUGUUGUGGAGAGAAUGCAAGAAAUACCACCAACAAUUACACAUUCUCAUCGACAAAUGUUGUUACCUGUAGAAAAUAUGCUCCUUACAAUGAUCGAUCGAAAACUCAAUUUGUUGCCUUGCUUAUUCACCAUUACUGAACUGCAUCGGGUGUCGAAUAAUUCUAGAGCUUUCCUUUUACCGAGAGUGGCAAAAAAAUUCAAUGAAAUGUUCAUAUCAUUUCGUCCUUUGACGGAAAUGGUUACCGUAAUUGGGCGACCAUGGCUCUUUCCACUGUCAGCUCAUGUUUCUUAUCCAUCUAGCGCCUCAUCAUGGAAACUAGAAAUAGUAACAUUUAGACUUCAUCAAAGGGCUCAUCUGCCCUACAAGUCAGAAUUGUUCGCCCCACAGUCAUCUCUUUUAUAUACACUCAUUCGUCAGCCUCGUGGAAAAGAUGCUAUUUCUCAUGUAAUGCGGCAAAGUACCAAUGUGAGUCCCCAACGUAUUCAAUGUGACGAAUUGUUACAUAUGAUCAUACUUGAAGCAAUGAGCGAAAUGGAGAAAACAGAGAUUCGACUUGAUGAUCCUGCAAAUCAAUAUCAGUGGAUGAAUGUUACGCAUACAGUGACAUUUACUUUGCUUCAUGGCAACGCAUCUUUUUCUAGGCUUCUGAAAAUGUUAUAUGAAUCUUUAAUAGAGACUAUAUACCGAAAAGGUAGGAACGAAUUAAUGUGGGUGAUUCUUCAAUAUGUAGCUGUAUAUAUUGCAAAAGUUAGUAAUGAAGAUAUGAUGCGAAUCGCCGAUAUUUAUAGUUUGCUUUACAGUGAUGAGCAGACAUGGUCUGGGGCUGAUACCGAUCCAUUGUUAUUUGUUCGUUUUCUCGUCCCAGCUGCAAUUUGGAUACAUUUCUACAAAAAAUUGGGUAACCAAACAGAUUUGUUGCCAAAGCCGUCAGAAUCUUUAUUUCGACAGAUACAGUUUCUUCAAGAGCGAACGGCUGAUUCAGAUCCAGCUAUUCAAAAUGUGGCUGAUCAUAAUGCAGUAUUAGCAGCUGUGGCUAAUGCAUAUAGCAAUGACAUGCCAAAUUUCCAAAAGUUUGUUCUUUCUGCUGUUGAUAUAUUUCUGGAUGGAUCCGGGGAUGAUGUUGGGCGCUUGCCUUAUGGGGUUCUUUGUUAUCCAAAAAAGAUACCACUGCCUCUUCCUUUAAUUGAUUCGCUUACAUUUCAUGCUCGAAGUCAUCUUUUUCAAUUAUGUAUGGUGAAAAUAACAACCUUGUUGUCUGUUCAACACAAUUUAAAGUAUCCUAGUCCUGCAUCUAUUGAUACUUUGGUGCGUCUCGCAGCGACUACCGAAUUCGAAUAUGGUGUAAAACAGUUAUUAUCUCUUAUGGCAAAAGCUUUGACCACAAUUACGACAAAUGCCAACAUGAAUCCAAAUAGCCAUACAGAUCGCUCCCGAGAACUUUUAUUUAUCCUUUGUGAGAUUUUGUCUUAUCGGUUGAUUAUUUAUCCAGUUCCUGCAUAUUCCAAGGUCAGCGUGAUUCUGCAGUGUUAUUCGGCUAUAAGCUGUCCACAAGUACAAAUGAAUCACACUUUAUAUUCGUCUUUGGAGCAAGUUUUAUUGCGCUAUUGGCUGUGGAAUACACCAUCUGAAUUGUCUGUUAUGUGUAGCGUUUUAUUCGGAAAACAAGGGAAAUUCACUGCUUUAAUUAAUUCACCGAAUUCAUUCUAUGAGCCUCAGCAUAUUUCAACAGUUGUACAUGAACGAACGCAUUCACUACAUAUGUCUCCCGAAGUUUUGCGAUAUAUUCUACUUUCAUUAUUUAGAGGUCUGAAAAUGACAGGCAUCGAAAUGCCUUCUGAAGUUUUGCAGCGUUGUAAUGCAAAUUUCAGUUGGCCGGCUUCUAUAAGUCGAACGUUUAGUGGGCAGAUUUUCGGUUGUACAAUCGAUGAAGGUACUGAUACUACUCAUCUUGAAGAGUUACUGCAUUGUGUGCACCAAGAUGUGCGACAUACUCAAGACUUUCUAUUCAAUCAGGCGAUAACACCUGAAGAACAGCUAAUAAAAUUUUUCACCGUUGAAAAAAGAUGUACCCUUUUCUGCGUUCUUUACAAUAUUGUUUAUGAGACCAAAAAAGUUCAUCCAGUUUUUUAUGGGAUUUUGGGUUCAUUAAACGCAAAGGAGAUAAUUAUCAUGGUCAACAAAUUUGUGGAUUAUUUUGUUUAUUUGCUGAAAAAAAAUUUGCCUGAAGACUCAGCUUUUACUGCGAUGGUUUCUGUUCUUAAUGAUAUGAUUUUCUCAUUUCACCUUAUUCCUUUUGAUCGUCUUUUAAUUUCACUUGUACUUCAUCCAACUGACGAUCGAUCUUCAGAAAUCGCUUUUUUAAUAAUACAUUCACUAGUUAGUACAUUCCCAGAUUUAAGAGCUCGAAUGGCUGCUAUAUCGCAUUAUAUUCCAUCCAAUAAAAUUAUUAACACGAAUUUAUCGUAUUUCAACAAACUGAAUGAAUUUUAUAGCCAACAUCCAGAGUUAACUUAUCGUGAGCUGGAACUGAAAUUGCGACGCGAAAUGCAAAUGGAAAUGGGUAUGCGCCCUAUGGAAUCUACGAUUAUAUCUGAGUGUCAUAUGCCUAUAUAUUAUAGUAAUAUUGUUGAAAGGAUGCUUCCAGUGAUUGAUGUACUACUUAUGCGUGCAUUUGAACCAGUGGUUUCAGACCAGUUAUUCUCAUCUUUAUUGAUGGGAUUCAAAUCUGCUUACAGGUUUCAUCCUCAACCGACUAUGUUCAUGUAUCACGUUCUUUAUACGCAUGAUAAAUGUAUGACACUUGCUGGUCGUGCAAGGUUGUUUGUUUCCGAAAUCUGUGGCCAAUUAGAAGAUAAGUUUUCUUCAAUUUUGCAUAGACUAUUAACAUUUAUUAAUCCAAUAUAUAAGAAUGUUUUAAGUGAUACAAAAUUUGCGAUUGUCUCACCGGCUUUCAUGAAUGAUAAUUAUCAACUUAUUAUGCCCUCACAGCUUUGCCAGACACUAGUAGAUCGCAUUAUACAAUCGUGUUUUUACGCUCAUCAACCACCAUCAUUUGUUUGUAAGGAUUGGCGAUUUGCUGAAAUGCCACCAGCAAGUCAAACUCUUUUAGGAGCAUGCAUAGAAAUUCUUGCUUCACCUCAUCCACCUAAUGUAAUAACUAGAGCACUCAUUGACACUGUUUUCGUUCGUCCUCUUCAUCAGCCUUACGCCACUAUUAAUACAGUUGCAUUGAUAUUAACUUCUCUUCCUUCCCCAUAUCAAAGCGUUUUCUAUGAGCAUAUUGUUUCUGUUCUUGAUUCCGAAACGCUUCUUCAAGCUGAUCCAUCAAUUUGUUUUGAUACUCUUGAAAACGAGUGCUUUUUAUUAACAGAGAGCCAACUUUUAACCAAUAUCGCUCUGGGACAUGCAUAUUUGCAACAUUGUAACACGAGUGCACUGGGUGCUUUACCUGAAUUUGUUCGUGAGCAGUUGGCGCCAAAAUUAAUUACGGAAGCUCAGCUUAUUUUUGUUCUGCGUUUGGUUGUACCAAUUUUACAGCGGUUCUAUGAUGCAAAGGAACGAAGCAAGCAAAUUCAGGAUUUAGCCAUUGAUAUCUAUAAAAUGACUGUGAAGGUAAAUGAACAAGUUGGGACCUUACAGUAUGAAGAUUCAGUAUGUGAUUUACUUUAUCAUAUGAAAUAUAUGUAUGUUGGUGACUUUGUAAAAAAUGAAGCCGAGCAAGCGAUACAGCGUUUAUCACCCUCAAUGCAAGAAAAAUUAAAAUAUAUCUCACACAGCCAAUCAAAUACUAGUGAUUUUUUUCAUGCAUGGAUAAAAAUGCCUAGCAAACAAGCUGAUAUUUCAUUUGCUCAAGCUAUGCGUAGCAUAAGACAAUGUCCGUGGUACUGGGGGAAUCUUACUUGGAUUGAAUCUGAAUUAUUGUUGAAUCAUUCGCAGCCUGGUAGUUAUCUUAUUCGCGAUUCGGCGAGUGAUCGUUGUAUUUUCACUUUAUCAUAUCGCACAGAAAAAUCUGUACAUCAUACACGUUUGCCCCAAUAUGGUGGUCUUUUUUGUCUUGGAGGUUUGCGAAUAUCUUGCAUUUUUGGUAAUUUUAUUUUAUUAUGGGUUUUAUUGUACUUAUGUGGAUCAAGGUGUAGUCCAAAUUCAUUGGUGAAAGCUAAAACAUUAAGAGCUUUUGUUGAGGAGGCAAUAAAAAGUUGUGAAAAACGUGGUAUAUGCAUGUUGAUGCACACAAAAGGUGAUCGAUCGGCUACUGAAAAUGUUGCAUUAAUUCGUCCUUUACAGCGUCAUGAAUUUCUACCACCCCUCAAGUAUCUUUGUCGUUUGGUUAUUCGUCAUUCGGCAAAUCCAACUGCUCUUUCUUCGUUACCGCUGCCACCAACUAUGUUGAACUAUAUUCAAGAUCGACGAUAUAUUUUGCCCCCAUUUGUUUUAGAACUGAGAUGA
Dracunculus medinensis (Guinea worm) is the source of this 4941-nucleotide messenger RNA. The record is from the annotation of a GenBank genome assembly. Lineage: Eukaryota; Metazoa; Nematoda; Chromadorea; Rhabditida; Dracunculidae.